This is a messenger RNA of Dothidotthia symphoricarpi CBS 119687, 300 nucleotides long. RefSeq lists its product as uncharacterized. NCBI's taxonomy places the organism in Eukaryota, Fungi, Ascomycota, Dothideomycetes, Pleosporales, Dothidotthiaceae. The transcript has a single exon. The record is from RefSeq and is a predicted model, not a curated record. The coding region runs from base 1 to 300 and encodes 99 amino acids.
AUGAAACCACGCGCAUCUUAUUUCACCUCCCGUCAGUACCCCAAGGACGAGCCAGCAGCACGCGCUGAGAUGUUCAACCUGGGACCUGCGGAACGUGGAUCGCACGAUUCCCACUAUGAAGCAAAGAACGAUCCCGAGCCAACGUUUCGCGAGAAAUGGUCGAAUUUUCCAUGGAAGACGUUUCUGGUAAUCUCAACAUCACCGCUCGCCUUAGCCCCAAUUAUUGUUCUCUCAGCUGCAGCAGAAGCAGCAUUGCAAAACUACAUUGGCGGGCGCGAAUACUAUACCAUUGGUUGCUAG